AUGUACGCUCGUAUCGACGGAGCAUUGCACUUGGCUGAAGAAUGCAAAAACGCAAGCACUCUGGUCCCUAGGGCGUUGAUUAGCACACAGCUUAUUGGGUUCGCUUCCUCAUUCACGUUUAUUGUUGCCAUGCUAUACUGCACCAAUGAUUUGAACGCUGUGGUGUCAUCCGCUACCGGGGUACCUAGUUACGAGAUGUGGUACCAAGCCACACGGUCGGGUGGAGCCGCUACGGUAUUCGUUGUUCUACUUUGCUGUGCCGCCGUAUUCGCCCUCAUCGGUGCUCAGCAAACUGCCUCCCGCCUAAAUUGGUCGCUCUCUAGAGACCGUGCUAUCAUCGGCAGCUAG
Molecule: messenger RNA, 348 nt
Organism: Penicillium odoratum
Lineage: Eukaryota; Fungi; Ascomycota; Eurotiomycetes; Eurotiales; Aspergillaceae
Exons: 2
Coding region: 1-348 (115 amino acids)
Biological process (GO): transmembrane transport
Cellular component (GO): membrane
Molecular function (GO): transmembrane transporter activity
Source: RefSeq, a predicted model, not a curated record